UUGACCUAACCAUGAGGCCACUGCACCUCCCAUAUGACAUCAUAAAUUGAUAAAAUUGUGGUCAAUUUUGUUGUUAAAAAUUUGGACCAUUAAUUGCAUUCUGUUUUCUUACAUUUUGAAGUUAUGAUGGCUCUUGCAUGUGUGCUUGUCACACAUUGUAUAUUAAUUUAUGUGCUCACUGAUUAGAUGACUAUGGAUGAGAAAUAUGUGGAAGAUAUUUGGAAAUUUCUGAAGACUGCCUUUCAGCAGAUUCUGUCGUCUGAGGAGCUAUUUAAGUCACUUUCAUUUGAGGAACUGUAUAGGCAUGCUAGCGUUCUGGUGCUUCACGGGCAUGGAGAUAGGUUAUACUCUGGAAUCCAGGAACUUGUCACAGAACAUCUGGUAGAAAAGGUAUGCAACGAUGUAUCACUUUCACACAAUGACAAUUUCCUGGACACACUGAAUACUGCCUGGUCUAGAUAUCAGGUAUCGAUGGUCAUGAUUAGAGAUGUCGUUAUGCUUAUGGACAGAAAAUGGUCUUCACAAAAUGGUCUUCACAAUGUUUUCACGUUAGGAUUAGUUCUUUUUAGGGACUUGGUAAGUUGUUUUUUUGAAAUUAUUUUCUUGAUUUUUGUGCAUUGGAACCUCGUCAAUCCGGUCACCAAUGGGCCACAAAAAUCUUGCCAUAUUAAACUGUUCUUUCAAUAAGAAAAUGGCUGACUGAGCUUUUGUUUGGGCCAGAAUAAAGUAGCCGUAUUAACGGGGUGGCCUUAAGGCUGGGUUCCACUGUAUAUGUACAUGACUGGAUUUAUGAAAACCGUGUCAAUACUUUGUGCCAAAUCACCCAUAUGCACUUUGAAUUCAUGACUCCUAAGGGCCUUAAAAUCACUUCAAACUAUGGGAAGAGAUUGGAGAAAAAAAAGUUUGACGUUCCUUUUAAUUUGUAUAUCGUUUGUAUAUCGUCAUUGGCGAAAACACUGUUUUCGUAAAUCCAGACAUGCUUGUAUUUGGUAACAAACAAAUUGCCGUCAACUUCCUCAUGCGUUCGUCCUUGUAUUGAUUGCAUAUGUAAUCAUUGUUAUGGCUGCAUGGGUUUGCAUCAUGAUCCACAGAGUACUUUGUCAAUGUUAUAAUAAGAUUCAGAGUCAAUGAGAGGACAUACGCAUAACUUUUCACAACAACAAAAAGCGAAAAUGGUUAAGGGUAGACUAGUGAAUCUUUUAGACACGAGAUGCUGUUAAGUAAAAGUAUGAGAGAACCAGAAACAAGAUUUCCUUGAUUCUAUUCUUGCAUCAGUAAGGUUCCUUUGAACACAGCAAAAGAGAGAGGUUUCCAUUAACGGAAUUCCGCCUCAAACAUUAGCUAUUAAAAUAGUACAAUCUAGUUUCAUAUGAAAGUAAUGUUUCACGAUUCUGAUGAUUCUGUCUUCAAACAGUUCCCAUUAAGAUGUCACUAGUCGCUUUUAAUUCAUGUCAGUAGUUAGGUAUGCGUAACACUCUGUAAAGGUAUUGACGUCACCUUUGUGCCUGUCAAGGGGAAAUUCUAAUUAUUAUUAAAGUGCCUAUGAAGUGAAAAUUGUUUUU
Molecule: messenger RNA, 1562 nt
Organism: Orbicella faveolata
Lineage: Eukaryota; Metazoa; Cnidaria; Anthozoa; Scleractinia; Merulinidae
Source: RefSeq, a predicted model, not a curated record